AUCAUUAUCGCGCAUAUCUAAAAAUCAUCAACUGACAUAAUUACCAUGAUUUUCAGGGCCUGCAUGCGAUUCAUUGACACCCCAUCACCUCCAAUCACCAGGCAAAAUGACGGUCCGCGACGUCGAAAAGCAGCACCCACAGACAUCGGAAAUUUCCCCGGAUCCCCACAACCCCAGCAAUCAUGUCAACGCGGAUAAACUGGCCCGCAAUUUGUCGGCCCGCCAGGUUCAAAUGAUUGCUAUCGGAGGGACCAUUGGAACUGGUUUAUUUCUCGGAACGGGCAAGGCAUUGGCAACCGGUGGGCCGGCGUCGAUGCUCAUUGCAUACGCUAUAUGCGGGGGGAUUGUCUUUGUGACGAUGCUGUGUCUAGGUGAGAUGGCGGCUUUUGUUCCGGUUGCGGGGUCUUUUUGUACUUUUGCGGGGCGGUUCGUUGAUGAUGCACUUGGGUUUGCGUUGACGUGGAACUACUGGUUCAAUGAUGCCGUAUCCACGGCGUCGGAUGUUAUCGCGCUGCAGCUGUUGCUUGAAUUCUGGACAGAGAAUUUUCCGGGCUGGGCGAUUAGCUUGAUAUUCCUCGUGGUUGUGAUUGCGUUGAAUGUCUUGUCCGUCAAGGUUUAUGGAGAGGUCGAGUAUUGGCUCAGUUUGCUCAAGGUCGUGACUAUUGUGAUCUUUAUCAUCAUUGGAAUUGUUGUCAAUUGUGGUGGAAAUACGGAUCACAAGUACAUCGGAGACAAAUUCUUCUACACUGGCGAUGCUCCGUUCGUCGGUGGAAUUGGUGGCUUUGCAUCGGUCUUUGUCACGGCCUCGUUUGCCUACGGCGGCACCGAAUCCAUCGCAGUCACAGCCGGAGAGACAAAAGACCCCUCCAAGAACCUCCCCCAAGUCGUCCGCAAUGUCUUCUGGCGGAUCAUCCUCUUCUACAUCGUUUCCAUCAUCAUUAUCGCCCUAAACGUCCCCUACACCUACCCGGGUCUCUCCGACGGCAAAACCGCCACAAGCCCCUUCACAAUCGUCUUCACACAAGUCGGCUCCGCGGUCGCAGGAAGCUUCAUUAACGCCGUAUUGAUGACCAGUGCCAUCUCAGCAGCCAACCACGCACUCUUCGCUGGCUCCCGCCUCCUCUACUCACUGGCGGUCGACGGCUACGCCCCGAGUUUCUUCGGCCACCUCAACCGCUUCCAAAUCCCCUGGGUAGCCGUGCUCUCAACAUCCCUAAUCAGCGGCCUCUGCUUCGGAGCAAGCUACAUCGGCGCGGGACAACUCUGGUCCUGGCUGCAGGAUAUCGUCGGCGUCUCGAACCAACUCUCCUGGGCCUGCAUCUGUAUAUCCUCGCUACGUUUCCGUUCCGCCAUUAAACACCAGAACCUCGAGCACCUCUUGCCCUUCAAGAACUGGACAUAUCCGUACGGCCCUAUUGUCGCGGCAGGGUUGAAUAUCGUGCUUAUAUUGGUGCAGGGGUGGAGUUGUUUUAGUCCCAGCUUCAAGGUCGUUGAUUUUGUGUCAUUUUAUAUCGAGAUUCCGAUUAUGCUUGGGAUGUUUUUGGCUUGGAAGGUGUUUAAGAGGACGAGGUUUGUGAGGAGAGGGGUUAUGGAUUUGGUUACAGAUCGGUAUGAUUUGGGUCGGGAGGGUGUGAAUGGGGUUGAGGAAGGUCAGGAUGUGCAGCAGGGUUAUAGAGGCUUGUGGAGGCGCUUUGGUGGAGGGGAGAGAGGAGGUAAAAUAGCAAGGGGGAUGAAGAGAGUAGGGAUGUGGCUAUUCUUUUGAUACCCGUCUACAAUAUUUCGAGUCAAAAAUAUAACAUCUAAAAUCACUGAUAUUAAACAUACG
Messenger RNA from Aspergillus ruber CBS 135680, 1825 nucleotides. RefSeq names its product amino acid permease. Gene Ontology annotation, molecular function: amino acid transmembrane transporter activity. NCBI's taxonomy places the organism in Eukaryota, Fungi, Ascomycota, Eurotiomycetes, Eurotiales, Aspergillaceae. The transcript has 5 exons. Gene Ontology annotation, cellular component: membrane. Gene Ontology annotation, biological process: amino acid transmembrane transport. The record is from RefSeq and is a predicted model, not a curated record. Bases 107 to 1762 code for a protein of 551 amino acids.